CGUCUCACUGAUUGCGAGAGAGAGAGAGAGAGAGAAAAAGACCGCAGGAGGGGGAGAGAGAGAGAGAGAAGGAGAGAAGAGAGAGAAAAAGAGAGAUUCUUCGCUUCCUUCCUCCCUUCUCUCUCCUCUAGUUCAUCCCGCACCAGGAACUUCUAUACUGCUUGUCCUUGCUCCUGAUUUCCCUUUUCCUGCAAGAAAUUGGCUCUUUUCUGGCACUUACCGCAGUCUUUGUGUGAAAUUCUUAGUUGACCUCGGAUUGUGCCGUCACACAAGGAUCCGAUUGGAUCCCGGGGCUGUUUGAUCUCACGCCAUGGUCCUCGUCUCCGCUCGGUCUUUCCGGCGCUGAGACCGGUCAACGAGCGUAAGGAGUUCGGCGCGGGGUUUCUUGAGAGGUUAUCUUCUCAGGAGUUCUACUCUUUGGAUCUGCAGGAAUUUGGACCUCAAGGGCCAUGCUGUCUUUAGAUGACAAAGCUAGAGCAUCCUUAUAUAUGAAAAACUGUUACUCUGUCUCCCAUAUGAUGCUAUGCAAAUAAGCAUUUUAGUAUUCCUAACUUAUCAAUAUAUGGGGCUUUAAUGCCAGUGGUGAUGCUCUUAUUUUUAAGGAAACUGGGUUCUGGUAGUCAAUUUGAAAGUCACGUGUUCCAGGUUUUCUGUGAGCUAUACAAUUCUCAGUAUGCCACCAUGGUGGGGCAAAUCUUCCUCCAAGGAGUCAAAGAAGAAAACUGGGAAGGACAGCAUACUUGAAAAUUUCCAUUUCCGGAAACUGAAUAUCUUAUCUGAUGAAAAAGGCAGAGUCCGUUCUAAAGGAGAUUCUAAAAGAUGUACUAUUGAUACAGUUUCAGAAAGGGGUUCUGGUUCGCAAGCAGUGUCUAGAUCACCAUCACCAUCACCAUCUAAUCAAGUUUCCCGUUGUCAAAGUUUUGCUGAGAGGCCAGAUUGCCAGCCUCUGCCACUUCCGGUUGCACAGAACCCAUGUAGCAUCAGAAAGUCAGGAGUUAGUGAAUGUCAAACAAAGUCGACGAAGAAUAGAAAGCAAUCAUCCUUACUUCCUCUUCCUGUUCCUGACAGGGCAUUGAGCAGGCCUGAUGCCACUGAUGUUGAUGGAGGUUUGGGGACUGCCUCUGUUUCUAGUGACUGUUCUGUUGAUAGUGAUGAUCCAGGUGAAGCACGUCACCCCAUUGGGUGUGGUCAUGUUAGUCCAAGGGGAACCGAGUAUUCUGCUAAAAGUAUUGCUAGCAGCCCUUCCAGUGUCAUCCGCCCAGGUUAUUCUCCUGUUGUGAGCAGAAAGAAGUCAAGAGAGGCACCAAAACCAGCAAAUUUGCCACAUGGUAACAUUCCUUAUUCUUCACAGAGGCGGGGACCGUUGAGUACAAUUGAGCACCCUCCUAGCUUGCAGAUUCCUCAGUAUCCUGCUUUUGGCAGUGCACCUGAUAGUUCUAUGUCAAGUCCCUCCAGAAGUCCCUUACGAGCCAUUGGUGCAGAGCAACAAAAUGGCUAUCUCUGGACAGGCAAAGCAUAUCCUGAUGCUGCACUAUUUGGAUCAGGCCAUUGCUCCAGUCCAGGUUCAGGUUAUAACUCUGGGCAUAACUCCAUGGGCGGAGAUAUGUCGGGGCAACUAUUCUGGCAACCCAGUAGAGGCAGCCCAGAAUAUUCUCCAAUACCUAGCCCAAGAAUGACUAGUCCUGGACCGAGCUCAAGAAUACAUAGUGGUGCUGUGACACCAUUGCAUCCACGGGCUGGAGGUGCAGGGCCAGAAUCUCCACCUGGUUGGCAAGAAGAAGGAAAACAACAAUGUCACAAGUUACCAUUGCCUCCUCCAUUGGUAAUACCUAAUCCUAGUCUCCUCUGUUCAUCAAACACAACAGCAACCAACUCCUCCGUCCCAAGAAGCCCAGGUAGAGCAGAAAAUCCUCCAAGUCCAGGUUCACGCUGGAAGAAAGGGAAACUUCUGGGCCGAGGGACAUUUGGCCAUGUUUACCUGGGGUUUAGCAAUGAGAGUGGUGAGAUGUGUGCAAUGAAAGAGGUCACAUUAUUUUCUGAUGAUGCAAAAUCAAGAGAAUGUGCAAAGCAAUUGCAGCAGGAAAUUGCUCUUCUUAGUCGCUUGAGGCAUCCAAACAUAGUGCAGUACUAUGGAUCUGAAACAGUGGAUGACAAACUGUAUAUAUACCUGGAGUAUGUCUCUGGUGGUUCCAUACACAAACUGCUCCAAGAGUAUGGAGAAUUCAGUGAACCUGUCAUUCGCAGCUAUACUCAACAAAUUCUUUCUGGCCUUGCAUAUCUGCAUGGAAAAGCUACUGUGCACAGGGAUAUCAAAGGUGCAAAUAUACUUGUGGACCCAAAUGGGCGUGUUAAGCUGGCAGAUUUUGGAAUGGCAAAGCAUAUAACUGGCAAUUCACUAGCAUUCUCAUUUAAGGGGAGCCCAUACUGGAUGGCUCCUGAGGUUAUUAGAAAUUCAAAUGGUUGUAAUCUUGCUGUGGACAUAUGGAGCUUGGGUUGUACUGUGUUGGAGAUGGUGACAACAAAGCCACCAUGGAGUCAGUACGAAGGGGUUGCUGCACUAUUUAAGAUUGGAAAUAGUAAGGAGCUUCCACCAAUUCCUGAAAGCCUGUCAGAUGAAGGGAAGGACUUCGUAAGACAAUGUUUGCAGAGGAAUCCAUCAGCUCGUCCUACAGCAGCUCAACUACUGGAGCAUGCUUUUGUUAAAAAUGCUGCACCGCUGGCUAGACCUGAUCUCAACAGCGAUCGACCCGAAUUGGAUAGUGUUGUCACCAAUGUGAUGAGACAUAUGGGUGUUGGUCAUGGAAGACUUCUUUCUUCACUGGAUGCUGAAUCCUCAAUUGCUCAGCAGCACCGAGGACCAAAAUCUUUUCAGGCAUCUAGUGAUAAUCAUCUGCCACUGCAUAUGUCAUUACCUGUUUCUCCCACUGGAAGUCCUCUCCUCCAUUCUAGAUCCCCGCACAAUGCCAGCGGAAGGAUAUCUCCCACAUCUAUCUCAAGCCCAAUUGCUACAUCUGGUUCGUCGACACCUCUUACUGGUGGUAAUGGAGCAAUCCCAUUUCUCUUGAGGCAUGCAUCAGGUUAUGCAAAUGGAAAUUAUGGUGGUAUGCAUAGGCCACCAGGUGGUUUCUACCUAAAUUCUUCCAGUCCUGGAACUUUUCCAGACUUGAAGCCGGAGGUGUUCCUAAGUAAGCAACAAGACUUUUCUUCCGUCUUUCUGGAUAGAAUGGCUACAGAAAGUAAUGUCCUUGGAAGCACAUUUGCUAAGCCACCUCAAAGUCAAAUGCAGUACAGUGGACAAGUAGCACUUUCUGAACACGUGUCACAACUUUUGAGAAAUUCAGCAAACACAGGUGUGUUGCCAGAUCUUAGACCAAGCUCCCUUAUGCUCAGUCGCACACGUUAAGUUGGACCAUGAAGAGUAGAUCUGACAUGGGGAAGUAUGAACUGAUGAAGGUGUUGAUGGCCAGCUAUUUUGUUGUGACUAACAUGAACCGUUUGUACAAUAAGGAUCCUACAUGUGAGCCAUGAAAAUAAGUUUGAAUCAGCUACUGAUUAGGUCGGCAGAUGCUUCUGUGCCUUGUAAGAGGCAUCCUUUACAUGGUAAACAGUUACCUCUGAGAUGGAACCUGUUUUAACGACCUUGUUGAUUUGAAUAGUGAAAUUUUUACAGUGCGUAAGUUUCUCUGACAGCCUAAUCCUCCCCCCACAGUUGAUGAGGAUCAGCUCCCAGAGCAUCAGCUUCAGCUUUCUCUUUGAUUUUUUCACUUUUUCUACUUUAGGAGUUCUUAGAUGUAAAGUUGGAGAAAAUGUAAAUCCUAGGUUAACAGCAGGAAAAUGUAUACUUUUAGGGUUAGAUUUUUCUGCUUGCACUUGCUGCUGCUGCUAUUAUCGUGUGAUGAUUGUGCGGGGAGCUUGUAACCCAUAUGGCAGGUCCACUUUUUGUAUCAUGAAUUGGCUCUGGAGUUCUCAAUUGCACUGUAUUGGAUUCA
This is a messenger RNA of Nymphaea colorata (pocket water lily), 3989 nucleotides long. Its product is annotated as mitogen-activated protein kinase kinase kinase YODA-like. The transcript is spliced from 13 exons. Lineage: Eukaryota; Viridiplantae; Streptophyta; Magnoliopsida; Nymphaeales; Nymphaeaceae. Gene Ontology annotation, biological process: protein phosphorylation. The coding region runs from base 674 to 3403 and encodes 909 amino acids. Gene Ontology annotation, molecular function: ATP binding; protein kinase activity. The record is from RefSeq and is a predicted model, not a curated record.